Molecule: messenger RNA, 1278 nt
Organism: Chironomus riparius
Lineage: Eukaryota; Metazoa; Arthropoda; Insecta; Diptera; Chironomidae
Source: the annotation of a GenBank genome assembly
AUGGAAGUAAAUAAGUUCAAGGAACGAAAAGAAUAUCCAUUAAAACAUUUAUUUGAUGGAAGUGAUCUGAAUGUUUACGAAAGUAACUACAUCAAUCUAUCCGCAGGAACGCCAAAUGAGAUUUUAUUGGGUAAAUGCAAUCAGCUGUUUGAAGCUGCAACAAAACAUUUAUUGAAGUAUGAAGCUGCAAACCAUUCGUACAUCUUCCAGUAUGGACCAACAUGUGGAACUUAUAGCUUUCGAACGAAACUCGCUGAAUUCUUAUCCAAACAAUAUCAGUGGAAUGUAGAUGCUGCUGACUUGGUUCUCACUGCUGGAGCUUCGUAUGGCUUAUUAGUCAUUUUGUCAACUCUUAUGGACUUGAAUGGAGUAGUCUUUUUGGACGAAGCUACUUACAUGAUUGCUUUAGAAAGCAUAUCAGAUUUUAAUACAUUAAAAAUUGUUCCUGUAAAGCUUAAUGAUGAUGGAGUGGAUCUAAUUGAUUUAGAGGAAAAGAUUGUAAAGCAUAAAUUUAAACAUGGUGGUUCUAAAAUGUUCUGGGGAUGUUAUUACACCAUGCCUACAUAUCAUAAUCCAACAUCGAUUGUUUUUUCUGAAGGAACGUGUCAGACAAUAAUAAGAAUUGCGCGAAAGCAUGACUUGCUAAUUGUUUGUGAUGAUGUUUACAAUAUUCUGCAUUACGAUGAUGACAUAUCACCAAAGCGUUUGUUUGCAUACGAUUCUAUGGAUGAUAACGAUUAUAAAGGACAUGUCAUUUCCAAUGGAACAUUUUCAAAGAUUUUGGCACCAGGUGUUCGAGUUGGAUGGAUGGAAUGUCCACCAAGAAUCACAAAAGCUUUCCAAAAUUCUGGCUUCUUAAAAAGUGGUGGUGGAAUCAGCAAUUAUGCAUCAGGUGUCAUAACAAGCAUGAUUGAGACGGGAAAAUUAGAAGAACAUGUACAAGAAUGUUGGCACAGUUACAAAUCUCAACGUGAUGCACUGGUUCAUGCAUUGACUGAAUAUUUACCACAAAAUUGCAGUUUCUUAAAACCUCGUGGUGGUUAUUUCAUAUGGAUCAAACUGCCUGAUCAUAUUGAUGGCGAAAAGAUGUGUGAAUUUAUUCUCAAAAACUAUAAAGUCUUUAUUAUUAGAGGCAGUCGCUUCUCAAUUGAAAAUAAGUUGAGGAACUACGUACGAAUAUCUUUUGCAUUUCACGUGCCCGAGAUUUUAUCAAAAGCCGGUAAACUAUUGUGCAGUGGUAUAGAAGAUUACCUUGCAGCACACACAACACAUGAAUAA